Molecule: messenger RNA, 912 nt
Organism: Paramecium primaurelia
Lineage: Eukaryota; Ciliophora; Oligohymenophorea; Peniculida; Parameciidae
Source: the annotation of a GenBank genome assembly
AUGAUGUAUUCCAAAGCUGGUAAAAUUUCAAUUGAGUUAUUUCCUUGGAUAUAAUAAAGAGAUGCAAUAAUCAAUGGAGAUAAAAAAAAAACUUAUGAAUUUUCAAUCUUUGAUGAUAUUCCUCAUAGUAAACGAACCUAUAAAAGUUUCAAAGAAAAUACUAAAUUAUCACCAAAAGAAAACUUUUAACCAAAAGUUUAACCAUUUUCAAGAUAGGUUGGAAGAAUUGAAUCUAAAAAGGAGUUAGAUAGAUAAGGAUUUUAUAAUCCCAAAUAUCAUUUAGUUAAAAGAAGAUCACCUUUAACUGAUGAUCCUGAUCAUUAUAAAUAAAUAAAUAGUGAUCGAUCUUUGUCUUCAAAAACUAUUAAAAGAUCUAUUAAAAUAUAGAAACCCACUUAAAAUCAUUGUUGUGAAACUAGUAAAGAUUAUUUAAACAAAAAGUAAUUGUAAGAAGAAAGAAAACAAAGAGCUUAAGAAUAUCAACCAGAAUUAAAUAGAUUCCCUUUGCCAGAAGGACCAAAUGAACAUAGAUUUGAAUACUAAUAAUACCCUUAAUCAUAAUAUAAUAGAUCUCCAAAUCCAAUUAUUAGACCACGAUCUAGUUCUUCUAAAAUAAAAUUAAAAGAAGUAAAUAUAUAAUUUGAUAAAUGAUAGUAAAAGAAUGGUUAAAUUUAUGAUAUAAAUUACACUGUAAUCUAUCCUAAAUCUGAUAAGAUGAUACCUGUUUUAGAUAAAUUAACACCAAGAUAACCAUUCAAUAAUGAUAAGACAAUAUAUACAUAUAAUGAAACACUCUCUGAUGAUACUCCUAAAAAAAGAAAUAAUCCCUAAUCAUUUAAAUUGGAUUAAUAGAUUUCUAGAGAGAAAGCCAUGAGUUACUAUUCCUCUAUAAAAAGACUUUAUUAUUUAUGA